GGAAAGAGAGGAUUCAAAAGAAUCAAACCCAACUCUGUAAUUCCUCUGUUCCUCUCUCUCUCUCUAAUCUCUAAACCAAAUGGGUCUUCAAUCUUUCCCCAUCUCUGAAAUGGACACAACCGACGACAUGCACGAAGCAAUGUUCGCGAAACGAGGUUGUUGUUUCUUCCUCCCAUGUCUCGGAACAUCUCAGCCGUCCAGUCACGGAGGAUCUGUACUGUGGCAACGGAUCAGAACCGUUGAUAAACUUGAGCCUGACGACCGUUGGUGGAUCUCAGGGUGGAACAAGAUGAGGGAAUGGUCUGAGAUCGUGGCUGGUCCGAAGUGGAAAACGUUCAUCCGCCGCGUAGGACGGAGUCAGUGCUGCGGUGGCUCCGGAGACGGCGGUGGUAGUAGGCCGGAUCAGGUUGGUUUCAGGUAUGAUUCUUGGAGUUACUCGUUGAAUUUCGAUGAUGGUAAACAGACGGGUCAUUUUGAAGACGAGUUUCCUUACCGUGAUUAUUCGAUGAGGUUCACUUCGCCGUCUCUGCCUGUCUCCACCAAAUGCUCUAUUGAUUUCGACAAUGACAACUACGCGCCACCGCAGCUGAUUAAGUAAAGGCCACGCGCGCGCGCUUUUCUGUUUUUUUUUUGUUGUUUCCGUGGUAUAUGGAUUCUAACGUGCGAGGCACGGAUGGAAGACGUGACAUUUUAGAUGAAAGAUCCGAAGAAGGAUUAUUUUAC
This is a messenger RNA of Eruca vesicaria subsp. sativa (arugula), 723 nucleotides long. The record is from the annotation of a GenBank genome assembly. NCBI's taxonomy places the organism in Eukaryota, Viridiplantae, Streptophyta, Magnoliopsida, Brassicales, Brassicaceae.